Pocillopora meandrina is the source of this 1689-nucleotide messenger RNA. Lineage: Eukaryota; Metazoa; Cnidaria; Anthozoa; Scleractinia; Pocilloporidae. The record is from the annotation of a GenBank genome assembly.
AUGUCCACAGAAUGGAAUGCGUCUCUCGCUUCUCCUCACAAACGCUUGGUCUGUAUUCGAUUUUCUUACUUGUUUAUAACAGUGUCUCUUGGUCUUCUUUUUUACUUUGGGAUAACAGUGGUGUUACCCUCAGCGCAAGCAGGACUUUUUCAUGAGACGAGAUGUCUCGUAAAUUUCAGCGUCUUCGAUGGUGAAGAAGUCUGUGAUUGCGGAGGCGGUUUUCCUUUGAGUUCCUGCUAUCCUUGCCUUAAGAUUUAUGUAGUAUUUAGUACAGAAAAUAUCUCUACUGGAAUAAAAGAUAUAAAGAGCAUGGAACAAUCAGUUCUUUACAAAGAUGUACUCAACGUUGGCGACAAGGUAGGCCUAAGUGUAAUAUAUAAAAACUCCAAUUAAGCCGAAUUGAGAAAAAAGUUCGAGCAGUCAGUGGUUUUAUAAUCGUAUCAAAGGUAAAUGUAUCUAAAACAUGAGCUACUGUAAAAAUUUUUUCAAUGUUCAAGUUUAAUUCAGUUUGAUGAGCGGGCAAGAAAGAUUACCUUAAGCUUCAAGUAAGUAUAUUUUUAUUUUUAAAACUGUCGGCGGGGGAGUACGUAUAACAAGAAAAUUUGGUUUAUCAACCGAGUUGAUAAUGUAAAGUAGCCACCGUAAAGAGUUUUCAAAGCUGACGUCUCGAGCGUUAGCCCUUCGUUAAAGUGAAUGGAGAAGGGCUAAUGCUCGAAACAUUUGCUUAGAAACGCUUUACGGUGGCUAAUUUACAUUAUCUACUCGGUUGAUAAAACCAAAUUAUCUUGUUAUAUUAAUUGUUAGUUUGUUUUGGAGUGAAUUGUUUUCAAGGCUUGAUCCUGCUGUGGUCCAUACACGGGGGGGCUCAGUAGGUGCCAAGAAAAAAAUCACUUGCGUGCGAAAACUAAUUUAAUUCAAAUAAAUCAACGUCAAGUCAACCCAUUGUGAACGGAUUUGAGGUCGCGCGCUAAUCUUUUAAGUCGCUACAGUUCUUGGCAACGGCGAAUAUGAAAAUGUUAAAAAUUUUAAUGUGUGUGGGACAUAACGUCAAGUACCGUCACAUUGUACCAUGUAACAUCUUAUCAUGACACACAGGAUAACAUCUUUUCACGUCACGUCGCAUAACGACAGAUCAUUUCACGAAGCGUCGACCCACGCUGGGUGACGUCACCUUACAACAACUAGCGGCAACUAAACACAAGUGUUGAGUUAAAACCUUAACUAAAAUAUUUCUGGGGCCAAAGAGAAAGAAGAGGUACUAAUGAAAAAAAAAACUAAGAUUUUGAAAUGAUAUACAGUUGUUCUCUUAUUCUCAGUCUUUCUCCGUUCAACUCUUUUCAGUGUACUCUUAAACCGCCUUCUUGUUGCUUACGCUCAGAAGAGGAAAAUCAAAAACAAGUCAGAGACUACAUGGAAUUAAACGGGCGGAAUAAUUCCUGGAUAUCUUGCUUCUACAAUAAGCUUAACCAAACUGAGGUUAUUGCGACCAAAGGAAAUUACCAGCUGGAUAUAUUUAUGUCACUCUUCUGGCCAUUACUAGGAAUAGCUGUUGGCUUGAGCUUGCUCAAAUACGCGAGACGUUUGCAGCCGGGAAAAACGAAGAAGAAAUUAUCAACAAAGGAAAGAAGACAUAUUUUAGCUGCGACCACUCUGACUCUAUUUCUCAGAGCCGAAGGAGAACCAGCCGUU